AAAGCUCUUCGAAAACGAAAAGUUUUAAUUUAUUGUCGAUAAUAAUGACAAAUUUAUCUCGCGUUUUACUCAUUUAAUCGUUAAUUUCAACUAAUUAUCGCGAAAUGACGUAUUCACCUUCAGCGAAAAAAAGUCAUGUUUCAAAAAGCAUCUGUUAUCAGCUAUCAAUGUUCAGUUUUUUGAAUCGUUUGUAAAGUGAAUUUUCAUUUUGAAAAAUCGUAGUAUUUUCAUUAUUUUUUCCCCAAUUUUUUGAUCCGAAGGAAAUUUUUUCAUCUCGAACCAACACACAUGAUUCGUGGUAAAGAUCUGGUCACCAGUUUAAUUAUAGCUUCUGAAAAAGCUGCUCGAGUUGCUCGAAUAUGUCGUCAAAAUCCGCAUCUAUUAUCCCUACUCGUCGAGGAAAAAACACAAGAAAUGGAUAAAAAUUGUCGUUUUGUAAAGGAUUUCAAAACUUUAGCCGAUGUUCUAGUCCAACAAGCCAUCAAGUAUGAUUUGGAGAGAGAGUUUUCUGAUUUGAAAGGCCACGUCUAUGGCGAAGAAAGCGAAUCGUUCACCAAUACGAAUGGAGAUCAUGUGGCUGUCAAUUUGAACGAAGAUGAUUCCAAUACAUUCGCUAUUUUGAGAAAAGUAUUAGAUGGAGAUGAAGAAGCUGCGAAUGUGCUAACGAAAUGUGUUCAUUCUCAAGUUGACAUUCAAGAUGUACCUGUUCAGAUGUUUCCUUCCGAAUGUGGCGAAUUACCUAUCGAAGAGAUUGCUAUAUGGAUAGAUCCGAUUGAUUCUACAGCCGAAUACAUCAGUGGAGAAAAUACCAGUGUCUUUGUAAACGAUUCUUUGCGAAUUUCAUUAAAUGGUUUAAAUUGCGUAACAGUAUUGAUCGGAGUAUUUAACAGGAUUACAGGAGAACCUAUUAUAGGCGUCAUCAAUCAGCCAUUUUAUUCGUUCAACGCUAAUGUCUGGCAAGGCCGAUGUUUCUGGGGCUACUCUUAUAGAAAUAAUUCUUCAUCCAGCAUUCCAUCUAACUUAUCACCAUCCAACGGAAAUAUCAUUGCUGUGAGUGCGGUAGAAAAAGAAGAGAAUAGAAAAAGACUAGAAGACGCUGGGUUCACUCUAAUCUCACCAGCAGGAGCUGGAUUUAAAAUCCUAUGCGUUGUUCUUGGGCAAGUUAGCGCUUAUGUUCUGAGUUACGGAUCCACGUACUUCUGGGAUACUUGCGGUUGUCACGCCAUCCUCAAAUCACUCGGAGGAAAUAUCUUGAACUACGACGAGGCUGUAAAAUUCGAUAAAUUGAGUGAUAUUUCGUAUCAAGAAAAAAAUGAUACGAAUAAUAUCAAAUUAUACGCCAAUAAAGGUGGUAUUAUCGCUUCAAAAGACGAAGGCGUGAUUGUGAAAAUUGUUGAUAUUUUAAAACAAACUAAAACCGAAUGAAUAACUUCAUUCGAAAAAAAUUAUGUCUGAUUUUUUUUUCUUCUUCAGCCGGUGUCUGGGCUAAUUCCUUAUUAUGUAGUUUUUAUUAUUUUUCAAAUUGACCGCAUCAGUUGAGAAAAUUGAGGCCAUUGAUAGUAUAUUAUUCAUUUAACCAUUUUUCGUGACCAUGUUAUUUUUUUAAAGUGACGAAAGUCACUAUAAUAUUAUUUUUUCAGUAUUUUUUGCUGUUUUACUCGUUUUUUUGUUUGUUUUUAUUCCGGAUUUGUUUAGUUACCAACUCAUUGAUCUGAUUAGGUUACCAUGUGUUGUAUGUUUUUUUUCUUUCUCGUUGAGUUCUCAAAACUAAAAAAAAAAAAUUGUUUUUUCGUAUUUUAACGUUUACCAUUUGUAUUAUUUUGACUAGCAGUAUUUCGAUUGUUCAGUAUUCCAUAAUUCGAACAAUAUUUCAAAAAUUAUUAAUCUACGAGUAGUUUGUUGUCACUUUUAGAUUUUUCAGUACUAUUAAUUUAUUUGGGGAUAAUUAAGUAUUACAAUGAAGGCGUGUUGUGUCAAGUUGCAUCGCAUCAUGUUGUGUAAUAUCACGUAAUAAUCAUUCCUUAUUCAUUAAACUAAAGUGCAUGUUAAGAAAUUCCAAUUCCUAUCUUUUCAUGGAAUUACUACGUACUUAGUCUAAAAAAGAAGCGUAUAAUUUUUCGAGUAAGUACUUAUUUCGAUAAAUUUAAUGUCAUGAUUGUCUGCAGUGUUAUUAUGUACUUCAUAAGUCUGUUACUCUGUUUUACAUUCGUUUAUUAAUCCAGUUGUUAAUGUUUUAGAAAAUUUUUAUUAGUGCAAAUAUUGAAACGAUAUGUGCUAUCCUCCAUCAUUCUGUUAAAUUAUUAUAGGUACCUAUCUAUAUUUCAGUUACAGUAAAUAAAGAUUUAUAAAUGUUUGAAAAUUGGAAAUCUUAUUUUUGAUAAAAUAUUCGUCAUUCCAAACUAAUGCAUUUCAGCCAUCGUUGGUACAUAUUUUCGUGGUUAAAUAUUAACUUUAAAAUCGAAAAUAGCUAUUUUUAGGUACCCCAAGUCACGACUUUUCUAUAAAUAAAUUUUCAAGAACCCUUAAAAGUUAAAAGUGAGCUAUCAAAGUUCAAAUCUCUAAAUAUUUAUUCUAUCUUAAGUCAAUGUACUGAUUUUAAUUUCCCAGUCGAGUGAAUCUCGUUGAAAUUAAUUAGGUAUUCGUUAAUGUGGGAGUAGGUAUUACGUUGACUUUAUAUGAAAUGGAUUAUUUAUGUCAUGGUUUUGAAAAUUCAAGUGAACUGAGUUUUCAAUUUCAAGUGAUGGAAGUUCGCGUCAUUUCGUUAAUAUGUCAAUACUUCGCUGAGAGGAAGUGGAAGUAUAGUGAUGUUAUUAAUUUUUCAACGAAAAAUGAUCAUUUUUUUUUAUUCAUAGAAGUAUGAUCGUAAUACCGCGUUGGAUCAUAAAUUAGGAUACAAUGAGUAGAUUUCCUGUUACUUUAAAUAUGUGUACGGUCUACUCAAAGUGUUCAAAUAUUCAAUCAAUUUUAUCUCUUGAGUUCUCUGAAGAUAUAGCGACACUCUUAUCUUAUUCUAAUGAGUUGAUUAUGUUGCUGUCCUUCUUCUUGCAUUUAAUAUUCGCUGCUGUCAUCUUGUUUUUCCAGGAGAAUUCUACGAUGCAAAAAUUGUCAAGUAGGUAUUCCUUGUGUUGGAACUGAUUACUGAAAGCUGAAAUCAUUUUCUGAAAUUUUUAUUUUUUUAUUACACAGAUAUAGGUAGAUGAAAUACUGCUGUAAUUGUUGACGAUAUCAGUCAGCUUAUCGUAGCUAAUUGGUGUAAUGUAAAUAAUUAACGAUGUUCUUGAAGGAAGUCGUUCUUAGUUUCUCAUCAAAAAAUCAUCGUCUCGAGUUCUCUACGAAUUUUUCAUUAGUAAAUGUUAUCAAUAAUCAUCAAAUUAUGAACCAAGAUACAUUUAAUACUUGGUAAUUUCUAAAUGUAUUCAAAUAUUUUAAUAUUUAACUUAGUUCGCCAACAAAUUCGUCUGCAAAAAGCGGUAGGGUGGAAACGAGCGCCGGAUCCGGAGAUAGAAAUAAAAAAUUCCAAGAUGGCAGCACUGUUUUUAGCCCGUUAGAUUUUUUUCUCGUUCGUUGCCUUACCUGCGUCGUUCGCCGUGUUCCUCCUAAUCUACCGUAGUGAUAUUUUGAGGACAAUUUUUUUGAAGUACAAAUUUUAUAUAUUUAAAACUUUGAAACUUUCACGAUUUCUUAUUAAUUUCUCGAAAAAAGGAAUUAAUAUUCAGUAUUACUUUCGUACGUAUUUAUUGCUGUACUAUAUUUCUUCUGUGUGUGUGUUUAAUUUAUGCCAAACAUGAAUGCAUUUAUCAGAAACACGGUUCUUCGUCGAAAGUGCAAUAUUUCUCCUUUA
Planococcus citri (citrus mealybug) is the source of this 3841-nucleotide messenger RNA. RefSeq names its product inositol polyphosphate 1-phosphatase (gene Ipp). Bases 289 to 1425 code for a protein of 378 amino acids. Gene Ontology annotation, molecular function: inositol-1,4-bisphosphate 1-phosphatase activity. Lineage: Eukaryota; Metazoa; Arthropoda; Insecta; Hemiptera; Pseudococcidae. The record is from RefSeq and is a predicted model, not a curated record. The transcript is spliced from 5 exons.